Molecule: messenger RNA, 1802 nt
Organism: Anopheles cruzii
Lineage: Eukaryota; Metazoa; Arthropoda; Insecta; Diptera; Culicidae
Gene: lace
Product: serine palmitoyltransferase 2
Exons: 8
Coding region: 109-1698 (529 amino acids)
Biological process (GO): ceramide biosynthetic process; sphingosine biosynthetic process
Cellular component (GO): serine palmitoyltransferase complex
Molecular function (GO): serine C-palmitoyltransferase activity; pyridoxal phosphate binding
Source: RefSeq, a predicted model, not a curated record
GCGAAAACGGGAAUUGUUUCGGCUCGUGACCGCAAACAGGGACUAUUGCAUUAAGGCAGGACAUAAUCGAUCGAAAGUGUGCCCAAACCCGUUUGCGCGCGUCCCAACAUGUCCCGUGCAGAUGUGCUUCGCCAUGGCAACACACGAGAGCUGCCGCAGCCUGUACAUUCGGUGAAAAAUGGGAAAACAUUGCCAGCGAAGAAUGGAUACAUCAGACGGCCCGAAGAGUCGCGGCCACCAAAAUCAUCUUACGAACAAGUUCCGCUGCACACUGCUUGCUUUACCUACCUUGGAUUUUACCUGCUGAUGAUAUUGGGUUACAUCAAUCAACUGUUUUUCACUCCGAAAGUGGCGACAGAGAAGUACCGCGAUGGCUACGUUCCUCUGUAUGAUGCAUUUGAAAAGUUUUACCUACGCUACGUGUAUCGGCGUGUAAAGGAUUGCUGGAAUCGCCCCAUCUGUAGCGUUCCAGGCUCGGAGGUAGUUUUGAAGGACAGGAUCACGAAGGACUAUGGAUGGUCGUUUGAGUUUACAGGAACCGAAACGAAGUGUUUGAACCUGGGAUCGUACAAUUAUCUCGGCUUUGCAAAGAACGAGGGACCGUGUGCAGAUGAAGCUGAGAGGUGCAUCGAAUCGCACGGUUUAGCUGCGUGUAGUUCGCGCCGAGAACUAGGAUCGAACCCACUGCAUAACGAGCUGGAAGCAUUGACGGCCACAUUCCUGGGGGUAGAAGAUGCCAUUGUCUUUGGCAUGGGCUUUGCCACGAAUUCGCUGAACAUUCCAACGCUCAUUUCUCCCGGAUGUUUGGUAGUGAGCGACGAAAAGAAUCAUGCAUCGAUCAUACUGGGACUGCGGCUGUCCGGGGCCACCGCGAAGGUGUUCAAGCACAACAACAUGAAGGACCUAGAGCGGGUCCUGCGGGACUCUAUCAUUGCCGGGCAGCCGGGCACCGGAAAACCGUGGAAGAAAAUUCUGAUCAUCGUCGAGGGCGUGUUUAGCAUGGAAGGAUCGAUCGUCAAACUGCCGGAGAUAAUUGCACUGAAGAAAAAGUACAAAGCCUACGUGUACCUAGACGAGGCCCACAGUAUUGGCGCCACGGGCCCCACUGGUCGGGGCGUGGUCGAGUACUACGGAGUGGACCCGAAGGAUGUGGAUAUUCUGAUGGGAACGUUCACCAAAAGUUUCGGCUCCGCCGGAGGUUACAUCGCUGGCAACAAGAACCUGAUCAACUUCCUGCGAGUGCACAGUCACGCGCAUUGCUACGCGAGUUCAAUGGCGCCACCGGUCAUUCAGCAGAUACUGACGUCCAUGAAGAUCAUUCUCGGUAUGGACGGCACCUCGGAAGGAAAGAAUCGCAUCGAUCAGCUGGCACGGAAUACGCGCUACUUCCGAAAACGGUUGGCCCAGAUCGGUGUCAUCACCUACGGUCACGAAGAUUCGCCCGUUGUUCCUAUGUUGGUCUAUUUGUUUUCCAAAAUUGGUGCCGUCGUUCGCACGUUGACGGUGCGCAACAUUGCGGUCGUCGGUGUCGGAUUCCCGGCGACGCCGAUCAUGGAAGGGCGCAUUCGAUUCUGCCUGUCGGCGGCCCACACCAAAGAGCAGCUGGAUUAUGCACUCUCGGUAAUCGACGACAUCAGUGACACGUUGGGGUUGAAGUAUUCCCGGAAACCAAGAAACCUCCAACCGAUCGAGUACUAAGUGUUGGCACAAAGAAAAGGGGAGCAACACAAAGCGGGAGUUUGCUUUUAUGGAUUGAUUUCUUUGUCAACUGCAAGUGCUUUAAAUAAAGAAAAUACACGACA